Molecule: messenger RNA, 774 nt
Organism: Procambarus clarkii (red swamp crayfish)
Lineage: Eukaryota; Metazoa; Arthropoda; Malacostraca; Decapoda; Cambaridae
Gene: eIF3k
Product: eukaryotic translation initiation factor 3 subunit k
Biological process (GO): regulation of translational initiation
Cellular component (GO): cytoplasm; eukaryotic translation initiation factor 3 complex
Molecular function (GO): ribosome binding; translation initiation factor activity
Source: RefSeq, a predicted model, not a curated record
GAUGAUAAAUUAGUAUAGUAUAGCGUAGUGUGGAUGUAGGGUAGGUAAGCUAGGAGGAUCAGUCAACAUGGUGGAACAGGCGGAGGCGAUGCGGGCGACGGUGGCCUCCAUGCUGCGGGGGAUUGAACGGUAUAAUCCGGAGAACAUCUCUACUCUGGAGAGGUACGUGGAGCUCCAGGCCCGCGAGAACACUUACGACCUGGAGGCAAAUCUUGCACUCCUGAAGUUAUACCAGUUCAACCCUGGCAAGUACCAGAACACUGUAGCAUGCACCAUCCUCAUGAAGGCUCUUACCAACCUGCCACACACCGACUUUGUCCUCUGCAAGUGUCUUCUAGGGCAAGAACAGAUGGAUGAUAUUAUCAUCAAACGUAUUAUGUACCUUCAUGACCUGCUGGAAAUGUGUCAGUUCAACAUGUAUUGGAAGAUGAACGCUACAUAUUCCGAACUAAUUACAGACAUCAAAGACUUCCAUGACAGCAUACGCAAGUAUAUCUGCCAUGUUAUAACAAUCACCUAUCAGCACAUAGAGAAGAAUGUUCUGGCCCAGCUCCUCGGUGGCAUUGACGAGGUGGCCUUGCAGCACUGGAUGACUAAGUAUGGGUGGAAGGAAACUGAUGAUGGCUACGUGUUUAUCGCCAAUCAAGAGGAAACGGUAAAGACCAAGAAUAUCACUGAGAAGAUUGAGUUUGACUCCGUGGCAGGAAUAAUGGCUGCCUGCAGAUAAUGUGUGGCAAGUGGAAUUUCACUGGACAAAUAAAACAUUGUUUGGUA